Messenger RNA from Camelina sativa (false flax), 1152 nucleotides. NCBI's taxonomy places the organism in Eukaryota, Viridiplantae, Streptophyta, Magnoliopsida, Brassicales, Brassicaceae. The record is from RefSeq and is a predicted model, not a curated record.
AUGGAAUUAUCUUUCCGUACAGCGGCCGUGAAAGGGCUAAGGAAGAAGAAGGUGUGGUUGAAGGCAGACGAAGCCAUGGUCACCAAGCCCGGUUCUAAAUCCUGCGGGUUUGAGAAUCUCACUGAGGAUCUAUUGAUGGAGAUACUGGUGAAGUUAUCAGCUAAACAGGUGACGAGGUCAAUGUGCGUCUCAAAACUUUGGUAUUCCGUAAUCUCCUCUCGCUAUUUUACCAACCUUUUUCUUGAAUCCUCAUCAAUGACGUCCAAACGACCGCGUUUACAUAUGUAUCUUGUGAGAAAAAGAUACCUACUUAAUUAUACGUGUCUUACAUCAUCGUCGCUUGAUGAUCACUUGGAUACGCCUGUCUUUGUAUUCGACGAAACUCUGGACAUGCCAGGACUGGGAGGCUAUUUCGUGAAUGCUCUUCGUGGCUUGCUCUGUGUUAGGCUUGGGAGAUGUGUGCGAAUCUGUAACGUCACCACCAAGCAGCUGCUUAGCACAGUUUGGAAGGGGAGCAAGGGAGAGGGCAUAAUGAGAUCCGAGCAUCAGAUGUUGGUACUUGGUCCUGAAGCUUAUUGGAGAAACACUUAUAACAUCAGUACUCAUCCUCAUCGUCCUGACUCACAAGGUAUCUUCAUCAACGGUGUGUUGUAUUAUGGAGCUUGGAUUUACAAGAACACAUGUGUGGUUAUGAGUUUUGACUUUGCUUAUGAAGAGUUUGAUUUUAUUGAAUUACCUGUUGAGGCUGGCAUUGUCUGGCAAAAAUAUUGCGCGACCCUCAUCAAUUACGGAGGCAAGUUAGCUGUGUUAGAAUACUCCAAGCUUUCAUCUAAUGCGAGCGUGGACCUGUGGGUUAUGGAGAGUGCAGAGGAUAUGAAGUGGUCAAACAAGAAUAUUGUUUUACCUCUUUCACAAAUGGAUUUUUUCCAUGGCGAUAAGUUGGAGAUACAAUGCAUGAGUCGAUGCGGUGAGAUUAGGCUACUAAAGACAGAGACGAUAUGGACUCCAACAACACCCUCUGUCAUAUAUGAUUUGGAGAAGAAAAAGAUAACAAGAAGCCUUGAAAUAAAAAGUUCCUUGUAUUUGUAUUGGAAUUUCCAUACGACUUUUUGGGAGGAUGAUAUUGAGAGCAUUAUGUACUUGGAGACCUAG